AUUCCCAAGGAGGAGCUACGAGACGAAUGGAAGCAGCAAUGCGUAGCGCAGACAUCUAUCAGAGCGCAUGCUCCAGCGCAUCUCAAGAAGGAGCUGGACGUUGUGUUGAGCCUGCAGGCUGACCUUGACACUGUCAACAAGGCUAUCGAAACAACACGGACAGUCCUUGAAAAUGGUGAAGCGUCUGCCAAGUCCCAUGAAGUCGUCGCGAGCCUCGAACGAUCACAUACACGCCUGGUUGAUAAGGUAGAGGCCCUAUACUCAUCGCUUAACAUCACGGACAGCUUCCCAGACUUCGGAAACGUCAGCCUCGAGUUCGUGAGGCUGCUACUAAUGGCACGCGACCUGAAGAUCAACAUUCGCAAGCGCGCAGUGGGGAGCUUCUUUGAAUGGGAUCGGCUGGACCAAGCGGUCGGUGGACGGCACAACCCUCUAGGCACCAAGAUCCAUCAGCAGACCCGCAAAGCAAUUGCGAAGCGUACGCCCGCCCUCAAGACAGCGAUCCGCAAGUUCAAUCGCUAUUGCGAGAGCCUCAAAGAACUCAAACAGCCGGAGUGGACCAUCACCGUACCCCUUCCACUUCCCACUGACCUCGACGCCCUCCGCGACGACGCCAGCCUCCUCGCCGAUGUCUGGAUUGACCCCUCACAAGCUCAAGCCCCCCGAUGGCUCGAAGACGUCGACGUCCGCAAGGGUAUUCGCGCGCUCCUACUUGGAGACCGUUGUCUAGAGGAGCGGCGCCGCUUAGGAAGAGAGGCAGACAACAUCUGUCGUUGGUAUGGUAGUGAGCUUGCGGCCGCCAAACUGGCAUUGGCGACAUCAUCCAAUGCGGAUAUCGCGUUUCUCCUACAGCAACGCGUCUGCGAGCUUCUGCUCCUACCUGCCAAAUGGAAGAACCCACUGGUCUCGCCUCAACGAUUUGACGCACAGACCACACUCGCGUCCGAGACGGUCAACAGCGCCCUCGGCGAUCCUCAAGUGUAUGCAUGGCCGUUCGUCAUCGAGACUCCCCUCCCUUACAUCAUCCAUCAAGAUGAUACAGACCCCUACGGGCGUCUGGAGGAGGAGGAACCGUCAUACCUCGAGGCAGAACAGCAUCUGGUGGAGGACGUCUUCCUGGACGACGCUAGUGGCGACGAGGGGCCCCCUGAGGAUGCAAGGUCCGAGGCAUCUAUCCAUGUCUCCAUCGAUGACGCUCCCCACUUCCUGCAAGCCACGGCCCCGGUCCUCUCGCAAUCGUUGCAAAGCAACGUCCACCUCGAUGCGUCAGACAUGAGUCGCCUGCAGAACCGGAGUGCGUGGAUGAAUGAUAGCUGCAUCAACGCAUGCAUGCAGCUCCUCCAACUCGUCUUCCUGGGUCCAGGAGGUGAGCGGGUGGCACUCCUGUCCACAUACAUGCUCCCCCUAGUGCGCGCGGAUGCCGGCGAUGCGACCCUCUGGCGCAAUGCGGCAAGCACACGUUUCUGGGAGAAGGAUGUAUGGACAAUCCCGAUCCACUACGAGGACCAUUGGAUGCUGGCGACCAUUGACAUUCCCCGGUCGCGCGUCGCCUACUUCGACAGUUUUGCCCGGGAGCAUCCAUGGGAGGGUCAUAUUCAGGACGUCAUGCAGCUCACCGCGCGCCUGCUCAAUAUUGCAGCGGAUAAGGGUCAUCACAUUGUCCACGCGCAACGUGCAUGGGCCGUGUAUCCGACCACGACAGCAGCACGUCAGCACAACACAUACGACUGCGGCGUAUGGAUACUGGCCGUCAUCGCGGCAGUUUUGCGUGGGUAUGACAUGACGGGGUUCGAGGAGGCAGACAUAGGCCGUUUCCGCAUAUUCCUGUUCACGCUAGCACGCGCUGUAUCCACGUAA
This is a messenger RNA of Postia placenta MAD-698-R-SB12, 1857 nucleotides long. RefSeq lists its product as hypothetical. Gene Ontology annotation, cellular component: nucleus. The record is from RefSeq and is a predicted model, not a curated record. Gene Ontology annotation, biological process: protein desumoylation. Gene Ontology annotation, molecular function: deSUMOylase activity. The annotation marks the transcript as partial. The transcript has 7 exons. NCBI's taxonomy places the organism in Eukaryota, Fungi, Basidiomycota, Agaricomycetes, Polyporales, Adustoporiaceae.